ACUGCUCAGUUAUCAAAGUAAAAGAUAGCACUAAAUCAACUGUACAGCACUAUGAAAUACAAAUCGGCAGAUAUGACUACCCCAACACCGUUUCUCUUUUGGUAGCCAGUACACACAUUCAUCUCUUUCCAGAAUUCUGGAACACAAGAUUCGUUUCUUCAUCUGUUUAUGUUUCUUCAUCUGUUUAUAUGGUAUGCACUUUGCAUGGUCAGUUUUAAGGUUCAUAUGAUAUGCAGGUUCGAUGGUCUUAUCCAUUUCUGCCUGCUGCAGCGAUGGUGAUAUCGUCGAGCUCAAGGUUUCUCGGCAGCGCGGGGGGCUUCGAGGAAUGCGCCAAGUUCUGCUACAACACCAUCAUCACGCACAACCUCGUCCUGCUCCAGUGGCCAGGGGAGGUGCCGGCGGCGGGGCUUGGCUCACACCACCACCCGACGACGCGAGCGACUGCCUCCCACCUCACGGCGCGAGCCACGCGGCCCCGUUCGUCCGGUCUUGGAUGUGCUGCCGCCGGUGCGCGGUGGCAGUCCAUGGGCGGGCCUCAGACCCUCAGAUCGAAUGGGUGGGAUGGAGCAGGAGAGGGUCGCGUGCGGUGGAGGUGCUGGCCGCUGGGUCGCCCUGGCUCCUUCGUUCCCCACCGGCAAUCUGUAUCGCUUGUACUAAUUUUUGGAGAAUCUGGUCGGCGCGUUGUAGGAGGUACGGUGGAGGCGGUGAUGUUCAGAAUGGGCGGCUCAGUGGCUCACCGGCAGCUGCUGCAGACUGAGUGGCUCGUCGGCAGCUGCUGCAGGCCGAGUGGCUCGCCGUCGCGUUGUGGCUGGACUCAUAUUGUGCGUCCCUAUUCCGGCGGAUGCGAUGUCCAAUUACGGCGUGACUGGGUCACUGAAUCCCAGUCCAUUGCGAGCGCCCUCUGGUCCACCUUCCAUCCAAGGUUGCUGCCAAACAUCAAAAUUUGGGAAGGAUUCCAAAAAUUAUGCUAAGACCACAACGGAACUUGAAAUUUUAAUGACGCUAUGGUGUCAAGUCAUGGCUUCGGCCUGCUGCUCCUGCACCCUGUUGUCCUCCACUGGCUCUAUUUAUUCUAUUUUUUCAAUGACAGAGAAGAGCAAUUUCAAGGCUAUACUUUGAUUUCGUAGUAUUAAAAUGAAUACU
This is a messenger RNA of Lolium perenne, 1143 nucleotides long. NCBI's taxonomy places the organism in Eukaryota, Viridiplantae, Streptophyta, Magnoliopsida, Poales, Poaceae. The record is from RefSeq and is a predicted model, not a curated record.